CCUUAGAGCCCUCUUUCCCCUACUCCCCACUCUAUAAUGAAGUCUCACGUUCAAGCACAAGUCAAGACACCUGUUUACCAUGAUCCUUGGGCCAAGCGUGAAGCAUGGCGCAAGCACCCUAUCUUCUCCAAAUCCUCCAACUUCAAGACCAUGUUCCCUGGUCUUGGUAUUGCUACUGUUGCUUUUGCUGCCUACUGUACUUAUGAACACUUUUUCCUUAACAAGAAGAGCCACCAUUAAAUUCAUUCACUUUUAUUCCCAAAAACAAAUGGUCU
Molecule: messenger RNA, 275 nt
Organism: Gilbertella persicaria
Lineage: Eukaryota; Fungi; Mucoromycota; Mucoromycetes; Mucorales; Choanephoraceae
Product: NADH dehydrogenase 1 beta subcomplex subunit 3
Exons: 2
Coding region: 37-240 (67 amino acids)
Biological process (GO): electron transport chain; mitochondrial respiratory chain complex I assembly
Cellular component (GO): mitochondrion
Source: RefSeq, a predicted model, not a curated record